Messenger RNA from Mya arenaria, 2345 nucleotides. RefSeq lists its product as uncharacterized. The coding region runs from base 828 to 1775 and encodes 315 amino acids. The record is from RefSeq and is a predicted model, not a curated record. The transcript is spliced from 3 exons. Lineage: Eukaryota; Metazoa; Mollusca; Bivalvia; Myida; Myidae.
CGUUAAAUUACUUCCUUGUUAACGACUUGUGUAGAUCGAUCAACUAAAAUCAAGAUGGAGGUAUCCGGAAAGAGACGUGACCCUGACAUUGACAAGGGUUCUGCAGACGCAACUGUCUAUUGUCAGCCGUGUGAAGAGGACGGCAAACGAGCUGUAGCCCAUGGCUUCUGUCAGACCUGCGAGGAGUACAUGUGUGACCUAUGCAGCAAGGCCCAUAAGAGAUUCAAGGUGUCGAGGAACCACAUUAUGUUGUUUCAAGAUGAAAUGCCGGCCUUCUACCCGGCCACCAAGCAGUCAGACAUCGGCGAAACUGAAUACUGUAAAGACCACCCAAAGGAGAUGAUCAAGUUUUACUGCCCGACCCACGGUGACCUUGGCUGUGGUGACUGUGUCGUACUUGACCAUCGCAACUGUAAAGUCGAUUACAUCGCUAAUGUUGCUAAAGAUUUUGUCAUUGGAAAUGAACUAAGACAGCUAGAACAAUCGAUUAAACAAGCUGAAGUUAUUCUAUCUGGGUCCAUUAGGAAUGUCGGAGAGCUUUUGAACGAGGUCGAAAACCAGGCUAAGGAUGAGAUCGAUAGAUUGAGAAAGUUCCGGGCAGAAAUCAACACAUACCCUGACCGCCGCGAGAAGGAGUUGCUCGACAACCUCCAGAAAGUGAAGACCGAGGAUGAAAUCGUGCUGACUGACCUAAAGACUGAUUGUGAGUUGGCGAAAUCGAGACUUGAGGCCAUGAAAAUUAUUCUAUCUUACAGUGAUUUUUCGGUGAACCAGCGGUACGUGGCAUCAAGAAAACCCAAAAGGAGCUUGGGGAGAUCAAAUACGAGAUGAAUAAGAUUACCGAUCUGAUAAAGGCCCGGAAGUACCGGUUUGUUGAAGACCCGGACACGGAGCGUCUUCUUGGAUCGGACAUGGGUCUUGGAGGACUGGACGUUACAGGAGAAUUAGUUCCGGUUCUUGACCUUUCUACUGUCACAUGGAAGAAUAAGGGAGACAUCAACACCAGAUGGUCAGAGGACAAGAAGUCCUGCUGGAUCACAGGCUCCGCCCUGCUCUCGCCUGGUCUCUUCCUCCUGCCUGACAGGGCUAACCAUAGUGUCAAACUGGUGGACGUUACUACCCGCACCGUCACAUCCCACCUAAAACUGCCAUGCGCGCCCUGGGCCGUGUGUGCGCUCCCUGAUGACCAGGCCGCAGUCACUCUACCCUUUAAGUGCAUGAUUCAGCUGCUGUCUACACAAGGAGGACAGUUGUCGUGUGAAAAAGAAAUUAAAGUAUCAUCGGGGUGUUGUGGUAUUGCGUAUUACAACAAUAGAUUAUACGUUUCUUACAAAUCUAACCCGCGUAUUAUUGUGGUGACAUUGGAUGGACAAAUUGUAAAAACAUUUCAAAGAGAUGAUGGAAAACAACUUUUCAAAGCACCAUAUUCUCUGACUGUGUCAUCUUCAACACCACCGACUUUGUACGUGUCUGACCUCACAGCACACAAGGUUCUCCAGCUGUCCCUUGACGGGACGCUCCUGCGGAAGUACAGAGACGAUCAGCUCAUCAAUCCCCGGUCCAUAGUGGAGGUAGGGCCGGGUCAGCUACUCGUGUGUGGGCAGGGCAGCAACAACGUGAUGCUGCUGACAGAGAAGGACGGCAAGAUGGCAGAAAUACUGGGACAUAGGGAGGGACUGCCUAAUCCCUACACCCUUGCUUUCUGUUCUCACAUAAGAGCCAUAGUUGUCGGGAUGUAUAGUAAUGACUCGCAGAAGGUAUUUAAUGCUAACUGACAGCUUUUGUCGAGCCAGUUUGCUGUGAGUUUGACAUAGCUGAUACAAUGGCGGUUCCGUGUUUGUGCGUGAAUGCGUCAGGGCGUGCGUCCGGCCGGACUGGACAUAGUCCGGGCUGUAUCGGGACCAUUCAUUAUAGGAUUUAAGAUUUAUAACAAAUACUUGCCAUGAAGGUUAACCACGGUGAGGCGGUCCAUCGCGCAAAAGAUCCAGGUCUGUUCCUCAAAGGUCAAAUGUGUCCUCCUCCCGACCAAGGAGUCCCGAUUUCGAUCCGUGGUCGGGGCGCGUUCUUUUGACCUCUCACAUACAUAGGCACUCAGUACGGUGAUUUUGACCCAGGAAGCGGACUCGAUAGUGUACAAAAUAAUAUGUUAGCUUUCGACACAAUCAUAUAAAACACAUUGAUAUAAACUAAAGGUCAAGGUCACAGUUUGAAUUGGGUAUUGUUGAAUGAGUGUUGAUAUACUAGUACUAGUAUUGAUAAAGUGGGUACAUGACACAUUUAGAAGUGCAUCUGUAUUCUAAAAUUUAAAAAUACUCCGUCAUAAAUGAUAAUAAACAUAAUGAUUA